AAUAAUUGGAAGCCACUGUAUUCUCAAAUUCAACCAUCUCGGCUUCACCAAAUUCCCAAUAUUUAUAGGCGGCCAAUGACUCCAAGCGGAGAAUGCCACGGGCUACGUUUGUUUCUUAUUUCAAAGGCGCAUUUCUUUCUUUUUUCCACUUUCCCUGUUCACAAGCGAUCUGAUUUCUGCACUGCUCGGAUCCUCAUCGCCAGCCGCCAUUAUUUUACUCAACAAAUUCCCAAAUGGGCCUUUCUCUUCGCUCCAUCUCACUGUAGCUUUGCUCGUAAAGUAGCUUAAUCGGAGUCUUUUACUCAAUCAUUUAUUCCAAUUCGAUCUAACCGUGCACGCCAACAAUCUCUGUUUCUUUAUUGAAGUGAAGUUUUUGGAUCCGAGUUUUAUGUUUAAUGGCAGAAAUCGUCGGCCCUCGCUUGUACAGCUGCUAUAAAUGUCGAAAUCACGUUUCGCUUCACGAUGACAUAAUUUCCAAGGCUUUUCAGGGAAGAAAUGGCCGAGCCUUUCUGUUCUCUCAUGCCAUGAACAUUGUGGUGGGGCCUAGAGAAGAUCGGCAGCUCAUGACGGGCCUUCACACAGUUGCUGAUAUCUAUUGUGCAGAUUGCCGUGAGGUGUUGGGCUGGAAGUAUGAAAGAGCCUAUGAGGCGACACAGAAGUACAAGGAAGGGAAGUUCAUACUUGAAAAGUCAAAAAUUGUCAAGGAGAAUUGGUAAUCUUCUCUAAAGGUCCUUAUAAGUUAUUUCAUUCAUCCCAUUGUGAAUUCAAGUGUUGCAAUCUUCCUAAUGUUCGUUCUGUACAGAAACCACUCACUUCAUUGAAAAUUUGUCACUGUCCCCAAUCUCUUUACUAUCAGCCCGUAGCUUGUCUGUAAGGCCAUGAACCUAAAUUGUCUUGUUAAUAAAAUUGUCCUACCAUUUAUGCUGCCUAA
Diospyros lotus (date-plum) is the source of this 931-nucleotide messenger RNA. RefSeq names its product protein yippee-like At4g27745. The transcript has 4 exons. Bases 396 to 716 code for a protein of 106 amino acids. The record is from RefSeq and is a predicted model, not a curated record. NCBI's taxonomy places the organism in Eukaryota, Viridiplantae, Streptophyta, Magnoliopsida, Ericales, Ebenaceae.